This is a messenger RNA of Drosophila grimshawi, 1977 nucleotides long. RefSeq names its product proton-coupled folate transporter. Gene Ontology annotation, cellular component: membrane. Gene Ontology annotation, biological process: transmembrane transport. Gene Ontology annotation, molecular function: transmembrane transporter activity. Lineage: Eukaryota; Metazoa; Arthropoda; Insecta; Diptera; Drosophilidae. The transcript is spliced from 6 exons. Bases 304 to 1884 code for a protein of 526 amino acids. The record is from RefSeq and is a predicted model, not a curated record.
AAUGCUCCAGCGGCGAUUAUAGGCAGUUGUUUAAGUCGUGCAGCACACCACAUUUGAUUGCUCCGUGCUUGGCUGGGGGUGCCUCAACUCAGGCCGUGCGAACAAAAAAGCAACAAAUUUGUUACACUGCAUGCAAAUUCAAAUUUUUUAACGGUAAAAAGCUCUGUUAGAGCAUAAGAGCUUUUAUGCAUUGGCUUUGACCCCGCAGCACAACCCGCAACAACAAGAAAGCUAAGCUGCCAACGACAACGCAAAGAGCGGAGAGCGAGCAGCAAUAAUAAAACGAAAUUGGCGCUCAGUGAGAUGAGCGCAGCGGAGAGCGGCGUCGAAAAUGAGCGACGCGUGAGCAUCGCGAGCAGCUCAGUUGCUAGCAGCAAUGCCGUCGCCGUUGCCACAGAACGCCGCAGCAUCGGCCAAUGGCUGAUUUACUGCAUCACAUCGAUAUCCGUGGAGCCGACGAUGUUCCUGUACAUGUUCGCCUUCAUGAUCACCUCGGUGGUCGAGCAGAAUUUCUUCGUACAAAAGGCCUGCCGCGUCAAUCGUAAUUUCAGCGCCGAAAUCUGUGAUAACAUCAAUGCAGCGGAGAACGAGGAGUACAAGAAACAGGUGCUGGAGACGACAGCAUGGUUUCAUCAAUGGGAGGACAUCUCGGCGCACAUCUUUCCCAUCAUAUUGGCCCUGUUUCUGGGCUCCUUCUCGGAUCGACGUGGUCGCAAGCUGCCACUGCUGAUGGGUCUGGUGGGUAAGUUCAUCUACUCGUCAAUGAUUGUGGUGAAUGCCAAGAUGCCCAGCUGGCCAUUGGAGUAUGUCAUCUAUACGGCAACGUUGCCAUCGGCUGUGACUGGUGCCGAUGUUGCCAUAUUUGCCUCUUGCUUUGCCUAUAUAUCGGACAUAACGACGCUGCAGCAACGCACAAUUAGGGUGACCAUACUGGAUGUCAUCUAUUUGAUGGCGAUGCCAACGGGUGUCGCCCUGGGCUCCUAUCUCUUCUACAAUGUCUUCGACAUGUCCUAUGCGAAUAUGUUUGCUGUGAAUGCAUCGCUGCUGUUUACAGCCAUUAUUUAUACACUGCUCGUCUUGAAGUGGCAAACGACGCCCAAUCAGCGCUCGUUGCGUGAGCUGGGCUGUUGCGGCUUUUGGGGUGAUUUCUUUGACGUGCAGCACAUCAAGGACUCGUUUGGGGUGCUCGCCAAGCGUCGAAGUGGCCAUCGACGCACCUUCCUCUACAUACUGCUCCUCAGUAUGGCACUCUACACAUUCCAGCGCGACGAGGGCAACUAUUUGUAUCUUUACACGUUCGAUAAGUUUGGCUGGCAGGUCAGCUCCUACAGCACAUUUAAGACAUUCAAAUCGUCAGCCUUUGUCAUUGCCAUGCUGUUAGCUGUGCCGUUGAUGAACAAGGUGCUCGGUUGGCGCGAUACGACCAUUGUCUUUAUAGGCACCUGGGCGCAUGCGAUUGCCCGCUUGUUUUACUACUUUGCGCAGGGUCCGGCACUUUUCUAUGCCGGCGCCGUGGUCUGCAGUCUGGGACCCAUUGUGGGGCCCAUGAUACGCUCCAUGACCUCAAAGAUUGUGCCGCAGUCAGAGCGGGGCAAGGUGUUUGCCCUGCUCUCCGUCUGUGACAAUGCGGUGCCCUUUGUUAGCGGCGUUUGCUACUCCCAAAUAUAUCGGGCAACUCUCAAAACAAAUCAUGGCGGAGGCAUCUAUCUGCUGACCAUUGCCACCCAAUUGGCCGUAUUUGCCAUGAUACUCUGCAUUCACAUUGUGCUGGGCAGAGGUUCACUGGCGGUGCCCGAGGUUCCGGAGAAUCAGAGCGGACUGAUCACCAACGAGGACUUGCAGAUCAACACAAACAAUGGGGAAGGGGACGAGGAGAAGCACUGAAUGACUCACAUAUGUAUAUAAAAAUGGGAUAUUAGUAAUAUAGAAAAAACAAUGAUUUUAUACUUUUUCCUAAAUAAAGCUGUGAAAGACCAA